Molecule: messenger RNA, 2858 nt
Organism: Cucurbitaria berberidis CBS 394.84
Lineage: Eukaryota; Fungi; Ascomycota; Dothideomycetes; Pleosporales; Cucurbitariaceae
Product: meiosis-specific APC/C activator protein AMA1
Exons: 2
Coding region: 1-2703 (900 amino acids)
Biological process (GO): anaphase-promoting complex-dependent catabolic process; positive regulation of anaphase-promoting complex-dependent catabolic process; positive regulation of ubiquitin protein ligase activity
Cellular component (GO): anaphase-promoting complex
Molecular function (GO): anaphase-promoting complex binding; protein binding; ubiquitin ligase activator activity
Source: RefSeq, a predicted model, not a curated record
AUGAACGAUAUUGAUAACGAAGCAUCUUCGACCAAUUGCGGCUACAUCACGCCACCCUUGUCUCCUACCAAAACCAUCAGCACCGAAGGCUGGCUUUCCCCUAGGACCCCAGGGUCGCCUCGCAAAAUUCGCAGCUGUUUAUUCUUUCGAGACAUCGACAAUGGCGCAGAUAGUCCUUUUCUCACUCCUCCGUCAUCUCCUACCAAGUCUAAACUCAUCUCUCGCUUUGGAGCGCUUUCCAUUGCAGAGCUACUUACAACUCCCUGCGCUCUCACCCCGCAUUCAGACAAUGAUUCGCCCAUAAAACGAGAUGCAUCCCAAAGAUCUGAUCGAUAUAUUUCGUGUCGGUCACCCACGCUCACUCGCUUAUGCAGUCGUUCUUUGUUUGAUACCAGCAGUGUUUUCGGUGAAGAAGUUCUCAGUCCCUCAGCUAUAGCCGGCAGAUCUAAUUCACCUCGCACUGGGCCAUUGUCGAAAGGAAGCAGACAGGACUAUCGCAGCUUUUCGGAAAGUCUAGUUGGCGAACUUACCUCCAGAUCAUCGUCCACAGCAACCCUUUCAGAUACGGUCACCACAGAUAACGAAAGUCUACUAUCCCCAUCCCCGACUCGUACCAACCCAUCUGCCGAGGAAAGGUCCUCAACAAACAAGCUCCGCCGGCUUCCCCUCCGCCGUGCCAGCUAUCCUUUGAGGCCAAGUCAAUGGGAGACACGCGAGGGUCUGCUGUCGUCACCACGCCAGAGCACGCCAGAUCGCUUCAUCUCAUGUCGUCGUCCACCUGCUGUUACUCGAGAAAGUUUCGAACUAAACAAGCCUACAGAACGUCUAGAAACUGAACAGAUUGCAUACCGCGGUGGCCGUUUGGCUGCAGAUGUGUUCAGUCGCCGCCUACGUAGAAGUGGACGCUUGAACGAUGAGCUACGCGGACUGAGGCAAGCCCACUCCAUGAUCAUAGAAAGACCUAGUACGAGUCGAAGGAACGCCAAUUCCCGACGCAGCCCUCCCCCUUUAAGCGUCCGCCAGGUCAGCGCUGGCGCCGUUUGGAAUGUCGGAGGGCCGUCUGCCGUGAGCGAUACCGUAGUGGGAGUCUCAACAGGUAGAGGCGGUAUGCUCGGCCGUGGAACGAACGCGCCUCUCUACAAGUCCGCUUUCCUCAAUCGAGCAGAUCCAGAGGCGGAGCUUGAAGCGUACGAACGGCGUCUUGCACUAGCGCUCAAUGUUGAUCAGACCGACCGCAUCUUGCAACAUUCGAAACCUGCUACUCUCUACCAAGCGAACAACGUUGGAAUGUCAUCACAGGCACAGCACGUUUGGCGUGAUGGGGCUUGGACUAAAGACGGGCUUAAUUCAUUACUUGAUGCUCCUCAAUUACGAGACGACUAUUACUGCACCUUGCUCGCUUACUCUCACACUGCAAAGUGCCUCGCGGUAGGGCUAGGAAACUUUGUUCACAUCUGGUCAGAGCGAAAUGGUGUGAGUACUCCGGGGUCCCUCAACUCGGACCCGCCAGAUGGUACUGUAGAUGUCCAACACGUCGCCUCUUUAGACUUCUCCUCCACCCAAGGUGGUCAGGCGAUCCUCGCAGUAGGGCGAGCGGACGGCCGCAUCUCACUUUGGAGCCCAUUUGAUCCAGAACCGCGCUUCGAUGCUACCCAGCCGAAUCCAGUGUCAUGCGUCUCCUGGAGGCCAACCACUGCCCAGCGCCCUUCGCUCCGGGACCGAGCUAUGAAUGUGCCAACGGAGGAGUUAAUCAUUGGGGAUGAAGUAGGACACAUCUACUUCUACAGCAUCGAGUGGCCUUCAGAGACACAAAGUGCGCUGUUUGGCUGGAAUGGAGCUAUGACACUACUUGCUCGCUUGAAAAUUCAUACCCAACAGAUCUGUGGACUUGCAUGGUCAAUGGACGGUCAUCUGUUCGCAAGCGGAGGUAAUGAUAACAACUGUUUCUUAUUCGAAACGAAGAAAGUACUCCAGCCCAACAACACUAACGAAAGCACCUCGGCGAUCCUGGACAUUCGCGAUGGAUCAGGUGGUGAGUCGAUCUACACUGUCACCAAUCGUUCCAGCCCGGUCCUUCAUCUGUCACAUACUGCAGCGAAACACAAGUGGACUCUCAAUGCAGCCGUUAAGGCCAUGGCUUUCUGUCCAUGGCAGCGCGGACUCAUCGCCAUCGGCGGUGGUUCAAAUGAUCGAUGCAUUCACUUCUAUCACACUCGGUCCGGCACGUGUCUCGCGAGUAUCGACUGCGCUGCUCAGGUCACUAGCCUCGUUUGGUCUCAGACUAGACGUGAAAUAGCGGCAACGUUUGGCUUUGCACAGCCCGACCAUCCGUAUCGUGUCGCUGUAUUUGCGUGGCCGAGCUGCGAACAAGUGGUUGCUGUGCCAUGGUGGGAUGAAAGUCGUGCGCUGUGUGCUGUUGCAUACCCGGGUGGUCCAACGACUGGCCCGCAGUCAAGUGAAAGUCGAGAUGGUGGGAGAGCAAGAGGUGAGGAUGGUGUGUGGUCUAGACGGGGUGUCGAGGAAGGCUGCAUUGUCGUUGCAGCCAGUGACAUGGCAAUCAGAUUCCAUGAGAUUUGGAGCGAUAGGCGUGGCAGUGUGGGCUCAGGGGGCUUGCUGGGCAGUGAAACAGCGGGGUUGUUAGGAGGCAGUGAUAUUCUUGAGGGACUGCAUGGUAUUCAGAGGGUGGGUACUGUGAUUAGAUGAAGCGGUCAUUGUUAGAUUACCAGCAGUUCUCGUCAAUUCUGAAUAUGGGCAUUGCUGUCUGGUGGUAGUGAGCCACUUUGGGAAGCGCAGAUAGUUGCUCGAGUCGGGUGCUUAACCAUGGCCGUCAGUCUGAGUGCGUAAUAGUGUCCGCGCUG